Messenger RNA from Paramecium pentaurelia, 240 nucleotides. Lineage: Eukaryota; Ciliophora; Oligohymenophorea; Peniculida; Parameciidae. The record is from the annotation of a GenBank genome assembly.
AUGGGAUGUACUAGUUCUAAUUAAACAACUGAUCAAGUUAUUUAAUAAGUUUCUAAAUCUCAAAUAAGAGAGAAUGUUAAACUUAGAAUAGGAGUCAACUUUGAUAUAGAAAAUUCAGACACUAAAAUGUUUUCGAUUAAAAAAAAUCCCAUUGUAUAAAGAAGAAUUCUCAAAUCAAUAAAACCAAAAGUUUCACUUUCAAAAUAAUAAACAGAUGAAACAUAUGGAUCAUUUUAUUGA